Molecule: messenger RNA, 1335 nt
Organism: Insectozyma verbasci
Lineage: Eukaryota; Fungi; Ascomycota; Pichiomycetes; Serinales; Debaryomycetaceae
Source: the annotation of a GenBank genome assembly
AUGGAUAUAUUACUACUACUAUUGGUGGUUAUAAAGAAAGUAUUAAAUAAACUAUUACAAACUAUUUCAAAGCUAGUAAAUUUAUUGUCAAGACUUUUAAAUAAAGUUUAUAAUGAUAUUUUAAAUGAUUCGCAACCAAAUGUAUUCUUUAAAGAUUUUGCAUUGAAUAUUUCAUUUGUACUUUUGUGUAUUGGUUCAACUAUUGUAUUAAAUUAUAUUCCAAGACCUGAUCAUAUUUAUUAUAAAUUUUUAUACAGAUUUGAUACUUAUUUUUUUGAUUUAUGGUCACAACCAAUUGGUUCAUUAAGUGGGUUAUGUUUAACUAUACUAGGUUCGAUCAUCAUUUAUUCAUUAUAUUAUAAUAAACAAGAAGAAGUUAUAAAUAUUGCACAUUUUAAAUUGAAGCCAUUACAAAUUUCAUCUGUUCUAGAAUAUAAUGACCCUGCUUCACCAAUUUCAUUAACUUCAAGUACUAUUCCAUCACCUGAUUCAUCUACAUUUUCACCCACCACCGAGUCAAAUAUAACAGAUGAAGAACAUAUAUUAGAAUUAGAAACUAAUAAACAUCAACCAAAAACUUUAAAAGAUUUAUGGAAUUUAAUACCUGUUUUAUUAUUAUUAUUUUCAUGGUUUUUAUUAAAUAUACUAUAUACUUUUAAAUACCCUAUUAAUAAACCAAAAAAUAUAAUUGCAUGGAUAUUUCACGUACCUGUCCAUUUCAUAGUUCCACCAAUGAUUGGUUCAUGGUUAUAUUUAUUUCAUCCACCUAGUUCACUUAAAUUAUUUACAUUUACUUUGGGUCUUCAAAAUUUUGCAUUAUUAUUAACUUAUUUAAUUUUCCCAAAUGUACCACCCACAUAUAUUAAGAUUUACGGUGAUAAUAAAAUACCUAGUUUUGAUAUGAUUUUUACAGAUGGUGCUGCAAUUGAAGAUAAAAAAUUUUCUUUUCUUUUGCAUAAGGGGUUAUAUUAUGCUUCACCUUAUAAAUUUGCAUCUUUCCCAUCAUUACAUUCAUCAUUUGCAUGUUUGAUUUAUUUUUUUGUUUGUCAUUAUUCAACUUGGUCAAGCUUUAAAAUUUUGGGUCUAAUUAAUGUACUCGGUCAAUGGUGGAGUGAUUUAUAUUUAGAUCAUCAUUGGAGAAUUGAUAGUUUAGGUGGUUUAAUUUAUGCAAUUAUAACAUGGACAAUUUUAAAAUAUUAUACGAAUAAAUUAUCUGAUAUUGAUUUAAAAUUUUCAAAAGCUAAAUUAUAUGGUGAUUUUAUAAAUGGAAGUACAAUGGGUAUGAGAUUAUUUAAAAAUACAAGAUUACAAAAUUUAUUUGAUCCAGAGAAAUAA